Penicillium expansum is the source of this 2241-nucleotide messenger RNA. RefSeq names its product Golgi transport complex subunit COG6 (gene cog6). The coding region runs from base 1 to 2241 and encodes 746 amino acids. The record is from RefSeq and is a predicted model, not a curated record. Gene Ontology annotation, biological process: intra-Golgi vesicle-mediated transport. Lineage: Eukaryota; Fungi; Ascomycota; Eurotiomycetes; Eurotiales; Aspergillaceae. The transcript has 2 exons. Gene Ontology annotation, cellular component: COG complex.
AUGACUAGCUAUUUUCCACCAAGUGGCAGCGCCAGUAAUGGUGCUAAUACACCGACUGCGUCGUCUCCAUUGUCCCCACCAACGCAGCGCCCGAAUGCCCUCACCAAUCGGUUGACAUCGGUACUGUCGGCAUCGUAUGCGGACUCGGACAUUCGGGACUCCCUCGAGACUUUGAGCUUGAGGGGCAUUCACAACACCGCAGAAACCCGUCGGCAACUACGACUAGAUGUGCAAAAGGAAGUUGUCGAUUGCAAUGCGGAGAUUGUUAAAGACUUUGGGAAAGUGGCGGAGCAAUUAAGACGAAUCGGAACGGUUGUUUCAACGCUCAAUCAGACAUGUGAUGAUAUGCGCAAACGAAUCAACCUCGCGAAGCAGGAUACCACACCGGUACUCGAAGAGGCCAGCACCCUGAUGACACAAAAGAAAGAGACCGAGACCAAACAACAGCUCUUGGAAGCCUUUUCGAAACAUUUCUUGGUUCCGGAAGAGGACUUAUCGGUUUUGACAUCGGCCGAGGAGCCCGUUGACGAGCGGUUCUUUGACGUGCUAGCUCGUGUCAAGCAAGUGCACCACGAUUGCGAAGUCUUGCUCGGCGGCGAGAAUCAGCGACUGGGCUUGGAAGUGAUGGAACUGAGCACCCGAAACCUCAAUUCAGCAUAUCAGAAACUAUACCGAUGGGUACAGAAAGAAUUCAGGACCCUGAAUCUAGAAGACCCUCGCAUCAGCAGUACGAUUCGCCGCGCUCUACGGGUGCUGGCAGAACGCCCGAGUCUAUUCCACAGCUGCUUGGACUUCUUUGCGGAGGCACGGGACUAUGUACUGUCCGAUGCUUUCCACUAUGCACUGACUGACGCUGUUUCCGGGGCCAAUGGGCCCGGGGCCGGUGAUCACACUGUUAAACCGAUUGAGUUCUCAGCGCAUGACCCUCUUCGGUACAUUGGUGACAUGCUUGCGUGGGUGCACUCAACAACGGUAUCAGAACGAGAGGCUCUCGAGUCGUUGUUUGUUGAUGAUGGGGACGAACUCGCUCGGGGGAUUCAGGCUGGCCUGAGCAGCGAGCCCUGGUCGCGCAUCGACGAAGACCAGGAAGUUGCCUAUGAUGGCCAAAAGGCACUUAGUGACUUGGUCAACCGCGACCUUACUGGAGUGUCUCGAUCACUGCGGCAGAGAAUAGAGCUCGUCAUUCAGAGCCACGAGGACCCUGUUACUUGUUACAAGGUGGUGAACUUGUUGUCUUUCUAUCGCACAACAUUCACCAAACUAGUGGGCGCACAAUCGCACUUAGUGGACCUGAUCCAGACCUUGGAAAAGUUCACUCUUGGCCACUUUGAGACUCUGAUGCGCGACCAGAUCAGCGCCUUGGCUGGCGAUAAUGUUGCCCUGACUCCACCAGACGACCUGUCGCCCCCACAGUUCUUGUUAGAUGCAUUGGAAGGCCUAGAAGUACUCAUGAAGACCUACGAGGCUUCCGUCGGACCAGAAGAUUCAUCUCCAGAUACGCCCACUGACAACCCAUUUACCUCUGUCCUCCGAGCCGCCUUCGAUCCAUUCUUGACACUAGCCCGGUCCUCAUCCGAUGAACUUCAAACCACCACAGCGCAGUCCAUUUACCGCACCAACAUUCUCCUUACAGCACGCGCAGCUAUAUCACCAUUCCCCUUCGCAAGCUCCACGCACGUCCCUCCCAUUUCUGCUGCCCUAUCAACCCUACGCAGCGAUCUUCUCGACACACAACACCAUUUCCUCCUCGAUACCUCUGGUCUCGAGACGCUCUUAGAAGCCCUGGAGCCUUUCUCAGACACUGCCGAAGACAAGACCGAGAAGCCAGACCAGCAGAAACCCCAUCUAGCCGACCUGGCCAGUCUCCCAGCUUUCCAACCAGAGUCCUUAAUCACAUCCAGCCAACAACUCGACGACUUCCUCCCAUCUGCACUUAUGGACGCAACCGAUAACCUCAAGCGUAUCCAAAGCCUCUCCCUGAUUCAGAGCGUGACCGAGGAUGCGGUUGAAGCAUUCUGCCGUGAUUUCGAGUUUGUUGAAGGCAUGAUUAUCGCCGCCGACGAGGCGCGGGGAACUGUGAAUGUGGCCAUUGGGGCUGGGACCAGUGUCAGUGGUCAGAGCGGUAAAUCCGAUGGCAGGAUAGAAGCGACCGAGAAGGAUGAAGAGGGCGAGGACGAACAAUGGAGUUUGAGAUCGUUGUUCCCUCGAACGACAGGGGAGAUCCGAGUGUUGUUGAGUUGA